Molecule: messenger RNA, 834 nt
Organism: Rotaria sp. Silwood2
Lineage: Eukaryota; Metazoa; Rotifera; Eurotatoria; Philodinida; Philodinidae
Source: the annotation of a GenBank genome assembly
AUGGCUGCAAUGAAUUAUGUUGUUACAGUUCAACGACCAACGGCUGUAACAGCUUUAACAACAGGUCAUUUUACAUCCUCAACUGAUUUUAAUUUAAUUAUUGCUAAAAAUACACAUUUUGAAAUCUAUGUAAUUAGUUCCGAAGGUCUUAAAUUAGUUAAAGAUGUUUGUAUUUAUGGAAAAAUUACUAUACUCAAAUGUUUUCGUCUACCUAAUAUGAAUAAAGAUGUUCUAUUUAUUUUUACUGAAAAAUGUAAUGGAAUGAUCUUAGAUUGUCGAAAAACUAAUAAUGAUCAAUAUGACAUAUUAACUAAAUGUCAUGGAUUAUUAAAAGAUACUGGUCGACAACCAGUUCGACAACCAUUAUGUACAAUUGAUGCUAAACAUGGUCUUAUUUUAUUACGUAUAUUUGAAGGAGUUAUUAAAUUAAUUUAUAUAAAAGAAUUAUCGUCAAAAGAAUCAUCAUCAAAAAAUCUUGAAGCUUAUAAUGUUAAAAUUGAUGAACAAAAUAUUGUUGAUAUACAAUUUUUACCUGGACAUCAAAAACCAACAUUUGUUGUUUUACAUCCACGUACAACUGAUACAUCAACAAUUAAUCGUGAUCCAGAAGAAUAUCAUAUACGUACAUAUCAAGUUGAAUUAAAAGAAAAAGAUAUUACGAAAUUAACUUGGAAACAAGAUAUGACAUUAAGUGAAGCAUCAUUUAUUAUUCCAAUUGGACAAGAUACUUUUAGUUGUCUUGUUAUUGGAAGAAAUGUUGUGGCAUUAUAUAAAGAAAAUGAUCGACCAUUAGAAAUUGAAUCAUCUUUACUCGAUGUAAUUUAUUUUUACUGA